Messenger RNA from Monodelphis domestica (gray short-tailed opossum), 3104 nucleotides. RefSeq names its product cadherin 16 (gene CDH16). Gene Ontology annotation, biological process: multicellular organism development; cell-cell junction assembly; adherens junction organization. Gene Ontology annotation, molecular function: calcium ion binding; beta-catenin binding; cadherin binding. NCBI's taxonomy places the organism in Eukaryota, Metazoa, Chordata, Mammalia, Didelphimorphia, Didelphidae. Gene Ontology annotation, cellular component: adherens junction; plasma membrane; catenin complex. The record is from RefSeq and is a predicted model, not a curated record.
GCAAGCUGUGAGUCAAACCUCUGUCCUUCAGGCCCAGUGGGAGGUGAACGGAGUUUUCCUAGAUUGAGGGACAUCCUCCUCAACCCUCCACUCUUCAGUGGAUAUUGUCCCCAACUGAGUCUCCUGUCCCUGUAACUCCCCAGGAGCUCCCUGGAGAAGGACCAGCCUGGGAAGCUCUCCAGGGUGAAGACAAGAGAAGGCCUCCAGUGAUGGCUACCAUCUUGUUCGGCAUCUUCUGCUCUUUCAUCUACCAGGUUGUACCUGAAGCUGUCACCAGUGAGCUCUCCGUGGAAAUUCCAGAGAAUUAUGCCGGAAACUUUCCUUUGUACCUGAAGAAGCUGAAGCUGCCCCCUGUGCAUUCAGACAGCCCUGCCAUCAUUCAGGUAGCUGGGGAGGACGUCGCAGAAGGCCUUUUUGGGGUGGAAUCUGACUCUGGCUUCCUGUUUGUGACCAGACCACUGGAUCGUGAAGAGCAAGCCCAGUACAACCUUCAGGUGACAAUCACUGCUGAAGAUGGGAGCCUUCUGUGGGGCCCACAGCCCUUGAUAGUGCAUGUAAAGGAUGUGAAUGACCAGGUGCCUCAGUUCACCAAAGCUGACUACACAGGGACCUUGAGCCAGGGUACUCAUGCUGGUAUACCCUUCCUCUACCUCAGUGCUACAGACGGGGAUGAGCCAGGCACAGCCAACUCAGAUCUUCGGUACCAUAUCCUGAGUCAGACUCCAGCCCAGCCCUCCCCAGACAUGUUCCAGCUGGAGGUCAGGACAGGGGCUCUCACCCUCAGUGAGAAGGGGAGCUCUGAGCUUGAUCCUACUAUUGUGAGUCACUACCAGCUGCUGGUACAGGUAAAAGACCUGGGAGACCAGACUUCAGGUCACCGAACCAUGGCCACUGUGAAUGUUGUCGUGGUGGAGAAUACUUGGUUCUCUCCUGACUCUAUCCACUUAGCAGAAAAUACCCAGGACCUGUGCCCUAAUUCGUUCACCCAUGUGCACUGGAGUGGUGGGGAUGUGCAAUAUCACCUGGAGAGCCAGCCCCCAGGACCCUUUGAAGUGAACGAAGAAGGAAACAUCUGUGUGACCCGGGAACUGGACAGGGAGAUCCAAGAGAAGUACCAGAUCACCGUGUGGGCCAGGAACAUGGAGGGCAUGGUCUACAGUGACCCAUUGGUGCUAACAGUCUUUGUGACAGAUGAGAAUGACAACCCCCCUAACUGCCCUCUUGCUGAUUCCCCCUCUGAGGUCCUGGAGCUCAGUUCCUCAGGGACAGAGGUGACCAGGCUCCAGGCCACAGAUGCUGAUGACCCCAACUCUCCUAAUGCCCAUGUGGUUUACAAGCUCCUGAGCCAGGAACCUCCCGGACCCGAGGGCUCCUCCUUCUCUGUGGACCUCCACACAGGGGCAGUGACGGUACAGGACACCCCACUCAAGGCAGGAGAACUCUACAAGCUGCUUGUGCUUGCUGCUGACCUGGCUGGAGAAGAAGGCGGUCUGAGCAGCACCUGCGAAGUCAGCAUCAAGGUGAUGGAUGUGAAUGACCAUGCCCCUGUGUUCUCAGCCUCCCAGUAUGGGCCAGUCAGCCUUUCCGAGGAUACAGUGCCAGGAACUCGAGUGGCCACAGUCACAGCCACAGAUGCUGACCUGGACCCAGCAUAUACCCUUAUUGACUUCUCCAUUGUGGAAGGAGACCCCAAUGGCACCUUUGUCCUAGACUCAGACCAGCGGAGUGGCCACGCAGAUGUUCGCCUUCAGAAGAAACUGGACUACGCUUCGACCCCAAGCUAUGAGCUGGUGAUUAUGGCAAAGAACCUGGCAGAGCUCAUGGGGACAGGGACAGGCCCCCCAGCCACAACCACUGUGACCGUGUUAGUGGAGGAACCCAUGCACCCCCCUCUCCUAAGCCAGGAGAGCUAUGAGGUCACUGUCCCAGCCAGUACCCCACCGGGCACCAUAUUGCUGACCAUCACGCCAGAGGAUCCACAGAGCCCUCCACUCAGGUUCUCAAUGAUGAACGACUCCAAAGGAUGGCUGUCCAUUGAAGAACACUCUGGAGAGGUCCGAAUAGCUUCAAAACUGGGGACAGGACAGCCUAAGGAGAUAUAUACUGUGCAAGUAGUAGCUGAGAUCAUAGACCAUCCCAGCUUGACUACUACUGCAGCCCUGGUGCUUCAUAUAGAGGGAGACCUCCCAUCCCCUGCUCAAAAAUCCCCCUCCAUUCCUGUCUCUGUCUCCUCCCGGCUCCAGAUCCUCUGCACUCCCCAGAAAGUGCCACAGGGAGUAGUCAUCAGUGGGCUACAGCAGGAGGGAGAGCAUGCUGCUAAUGCUGACUCCUAUUCCUUCACCCUGGGGAAGGACCCCACAGUCCAGCGAGAGUGGAGACUUCGGGCACUCAACAGUACCCAUGCUUAUCUCACCAUGGCCCUCAGCUGGUUGGAGCCCCAAGAAUACUUCGUCCCAGUCUUCCUGACACACUCAUCUCAGACCCAACAACUCCAAAUAAGAGUGGUGGUCUGUCUGUGUAACUCUGAGAGGAGAUGCUUGAUCAAGGUGGGUCGGAUGAAGGGAAUGCCCACGCUGCUGUCUGCUGUUGGCAUCAUGGUAGGCACCCUUGUAGCAAUAGGUUUCUUCUUGAUUUUGAUCUUCAGCCACUUGGCCCUAGCAAGGAAGAAUGUGGAACAGCUGCCAGAAAGCAUUCCCCUGAAGGCUUCUGUCUGAUGGAGCCAGGAGUUGUUGAGUCUCCUGCCUUCCUUAUAACCCAUAAUUUCCAUACCUCCAACAACAAGGACUUGGAUUCUGGACUGAGCUGGGUGAGAACAACCCCAGAGUCGCAACAUCUCAAAGAUGAACCCGUGCCCUCUCAUUCUCAGGGGGCAGAAGGCAUGAGGAGAGAAGCCAAGCCCAGUCUCCAUGUAUCCUAGCAUGAGCCGGGACUUCUCUCUCCAGAAUCCUCCUCUGAGACUUGGGCCCCAUGUUCCUGCCAGCAAAAGUUAAGGCUCCUCUAAUAUGGCUAGCUUCUCACAGAAAUGCCUUGUAAUAAAGUGUCCCCCAAAGCCAACAUGGAAUAAUAAAACCUGGUGGGAAACGGAGUCCAGGGCUCUUCAGGAA